Molecule: messenger RNA, 3688 nt
Organism: Cornus florida
Lineage: Eukaryota; Viridiplantae; Streptophyta; Magnoliopsida; Cornales; Cornaceae
Exons: 6
Coding region: 662-3418 (918 amino acids)
Source: RefSeq, a predicted model, not a curated record
UCUCUUUUUAAGGAAUGUUUACUGGAGAGAAAAUACUAUAGUUUAUUUGAUAGACAAAAGACUCUUGAAGCCGAAUGUAAAUUGUUAAGAGGUCUCCUUCCGGCCUACGUUGUUUCCUGUGUUGAAUCAUAUGGUUGAAUUUGGUUGGUUUGUUGGUGUCAAAAAAACAAAAAAAAAAAAAAAAAAAGAUAAAACAGAUAAAUAGAUUUAAAAAAAUAAGUCUCAUGUCUACCAUGUUCAGUGGACGUGAUCGCUUCCAAUCACUACCCAUCUAAAAUGCGCUCCUCAUCCUGAGCCUUUUACGCGGCAUCGAAAUUUUAAAACUUUUCACUUGGACGAAAUUACCCCUAUUAUAGUGCGAAGGAAUCAGUGACACGAAACUAGGAAGUGAAAGAAGAGGGGCCUGGCUUUUCUCCCUUUGCCCCUUUGUCUCUCACUUUCUCUCUCUUACUUUCUCUGAAUCUCAAAAUUCUUCUGCCAAUUAGCUACCUCAAAUCAGGAUUUUGACUUUUCUGAUCGCCGCCGGCUUCUAACACCGUCAGUUCUCCAAUUCAGCUUAAACAGUUGUUUUCCCAGGUUCUCUUCAGCUUUUCACUCGGUUUUGUUUCAAUAACUUACUGUGGAAAAACAGAAGCAAUCAAUUUCAGUCGAAGACAAACAGAUGAAGAAGCUCUUCUCUUUCAGAUCGUCCGGGUCUGGUUGUGGAAACAAUAAUAUAGUUCCACCUCCAUCAACAGAGGAGCAAAUUUAUGAGGACAACUCAUCAGGCAAUGGUACCAGUCCAUGUCUUAGAAGGAGCCUUUCAUUCUCAUCGGCAGACUUUAGUGAGGGUGCAUUAGGACAAAGGAACUUGUCUCGCUUCAGCGGUCAUCCUUGCAGUAGCAGUAAUGUCUCACUGAAGCAAUCCGAUUGCCAUUCGUCUCGGCAAUCCAAGGCUAAAUGCUUGAAAACAGUUUCUGUUCAGAACAAACAUGGAGUAAAGAAGCCUGGUUCUUCUUCUUCUGCUGGGAGACACCGUGAUCUGUCAGAGAGCUCUUCAUAUUGCUCCAGUGAUGUCUCAAGUCAAGUCUUGGACAGGUACAUUGAUGGGGAACAACACCAGGAAAUACCCAAGAGCAACCAUUCUCAAAGAAAUCACACCGGGCAUGAGAACAAUGGUGGAAAGCGUCGUCCUCCACGAGUUCAAUAUACAGCACCUGCUUCACCAACGGAAAGUGCAAAAGAGAAACCAAGGUCUCAUUCAUUUAAAGAAGCUAAAGGAACUCAACUAUAUUUUUCAUCUAGAGAUUGGGCAGAGAAUGGAUUUGGGCAUGAAUCUCCUCGGAGCCUUGCAAAGCAUGUGAUAGAGAGACUUUCCCGCUCUCGUGUUUUACCCACAACAAGUUCAAAAGAAUUCGACCUUGAUGGUCCAAUUGCAGUUGAAGAUAUCUAUGGUGGAUCUUUGAAAAAAUGCCCUAGUUUAAAUUCAGAAGGGGUUUGCAAAAAGAGUUGGCCGCCGGAUAGACUUGAUGAAACCACCUAUGGAUAUAACCACAAUAAAAUAUUGGGCUUCCAAAAACGAACCAGCUUCCUUGAUGAUAAUUUUGGAGUUCUGAACACUGGUGAGGUGGGAGAGGACUUGGAUGUGGAACUACUUAAAAAGUCCAAGGAAGCUGAUGAACGGUUCAUGGUUCUUUCGGAACAGCUUGAACAGGAGAACUUUCUGCAGGACGGUGAGUUCAGUGUGUCAGCAUUGAUUCAGACAAUUAGGAACCUAACAAAGGAGAGGGUAAGUAUGGCACUUGAGGUUUCAUCUGCCUUACAGGGUCGUAUUGCUGAUAGAGCAUCUGCCAGAGAAGAACCUGAACUGGUGAGAACAGAAAUGGACUCGCGGAUCCAAAGACUGGAGAAGGAGAAGAAUGAAUUGCAGUCAGCCCUAGAAAAGGAGUUAGACAGAAGAUCAAGUGACUGGUCCUUCAAGCUUGAGAAAUACCAGGCAGAAGAGCAUAGGCUUCGUGAGCGGGUAAGGGAGCUUGCAGAGCAGAAUGUUUCACUCCAAAGGGAAGUCUCUUCCUUCAGUGAGAGGGAACAGGCGACCAGAAGCAGGAUUGCAAAUUCAGAGCUACAACUCAAGGACCUGACUACAAUAGUGGGAGAAGCAAGAAAGGAGAACCAAAAUCUGCAGCAGAAUCUUUCUGAAUUGGGCGAAAAGUUUAGAGCAGCCGAAGGAGAUCGAGGCUGCAUCCGGAAUAACUACAAAGGGAAAGAGAGAGAAUGCAAGGAGUUGCACAAAUCAAUUGCUAGAAUACUAAGAACCUGUAGUGAACAAGAGAAGACAAUUGACGGGUUGCGAGUAGGACUCAGCAAUGAAGUUAGGCAAAAGAGUUAUUCGGAAAACUUUGAUAAGGUAGGGAAGUUGCAAAUGGAGCAAAUGAGGUUGACAGGAGUAGAGCAGGCUCUGAGGAAGGAGGUUGAAUCUUGUAAGCUUGAAGUUGAUUCUCUUCGACAUGAGAAUAUAAACCUGUUACACCGUUUACAAGGCAGCAGAAAGGAUGGUGGACUUUCAACUUUUAAGCUAGAUCAGGAACUACAAAAUCAUGUUUGCUGCUUGCAGAAUCAAGGGCUAUCAUUGCUUAACGAGAACACCCAGCUUUGUUCAAAGUUACUAGAUUACAUCAAAGAGAAAGCAGGCCAAACUCCAGAAACUAAGCAGGGUACUGAAGUUGUAAAUACUGGUUUAGAUGGUCACUUUGUAGUAGAAGCUGAUAUGAAAAUCCAGGGUUUCAAGAGGGGAAUGGCAAGCCUAAGGAGGAGUUUACAGACAGUGUCUGCUGUGCUGCACGAGAAGUCCAAUAUGGUCAUUUUGGAAUCUCAUUCAAAUUGCUCGGAGGAUGAAUUGGACCAAAUAAACAAUCAGAGCUUGGAGGACACCAUAAGAUCGGAGCUUAAAGCAGAAACUUUACUAACGAGUUUAUUGCGAGAAAAGCUGUAUUCAAAGGAAUUGGAUGUGGAACAAUUGCAAGCAGAGCUGGCAUCAGCUGUUAGAGGUAAUGACGUUCUCAAAUGUGAAGUUCAGAAUGCACUUGAUACCGUUUCCUGUGUAACCCACGAGUUGAAAGAUCUUGAACUUCAGAUGAUCAAGAAGGAUGAGAACAUAAAGCAGCUUGAAAAUGAGCUUGAAGAGUGCACGAAAGAAUUAAGUAUAAUAAGGGGAAUACUACCAAAAGUUUCGGGGGAGAGAGACUUGAUGUGGGAGGAGGUGAAGCAGUACAGUGAAAAUAACAUGCUGUUAAAUUCUGAGGUGAAUUUAUUGAAGAAGAAGAUGGAGGCACUUGAUGAAGACAUACUUCUUAAGGAAGGUCAGAUCACAAUCCUCAAAGACACUCUAGUUAAACCUUUCGACCUCCUCGCCAGUCCAGAUUCCGGACGAGAAUACUGAGUUUGGAGUGAUUGAUAGAGAGGCUGCCAUUUAGACUGGAUAAUAAAUACUGUUCAUACUUUUUUUAAUUACUGUGUUUCUGAGUUUGUUUUCUUUUACUUUUUAUUUUAUUAUUUUUUCUUUUUUCAAAGUUUGAAUAUUUUACGAGUAAGAAGUGAAAUGUACAGACAUACCAGGUUUCAUUACUGUUUGGUUUGCCCUAUCUGGUAGAAGAUGAAAAAUAUUUUUGGAUUUUAUUUUUAAUGGAGCAACAAACGCCCUAUACCGUUA